UUCAUUUCACACGUACGGCAAUGUCCCUUUCACUCUUGUUCACACAAAACACGAUGUCCGACGAACCAUCAUAAUUAUAAUGUCAACGCUACUUACUCACGGCUGUAUCUGCUUGCUUUCCUCGGACGCGUCUGUGUUUCGUCACGUGAGUAUUAUAAUCAUGGACUCGCGACGCGUUUAUUGACCCAUGUUUGAAACAUUGAACCAAACUACAUACUAACGAGCGUUCACCGUCACAUACCACGCUUUUGGACGAGGACCGAGCGUCUCAUAGCGGCCGUCUCAUACAUAAAUUUGACGAGAUAUGUCAUUCCCCAAGGGUUCACGUUUUGCGAUAGAGAAAAGUGCGUUGCCCAGUGGGUCCUUGUGACGGCAUGCAGUUCAUCAUUCCAACUCUUGCAGUUUCCAAUGUUCCGGGAUUGAAUACCUACAGCCUGCCAGAAGACCAGCUAGACGCGAAUAAACGAGGUUCAUUUCUGGAGAAAACCGAUCGUUCCUCAAAGGAAAAGGCAUCUUAUGUCCCAGGACCAAGUUCAUACAAUUCCGCCCCGAGAGCUGCGCAGAAACUAUUAGCCGCUAAACAUGCAAGCGACGAUAGAUACGCGAUACUAUCGAGGAAACUCGAAGACUUGGAAAAAGUGCACGCUGAUGGCAAGAAGGCGCAUCAAACUGAAAUCGAGCGUUAUAAAUUUGAAGUCGCUGGUCUAUUGAAGACCAACUUGGAGCAGGGUGAGAGACUGGAUAAGCUCAAGAAACAUAGCGAAAUACUCGAAUCGCGAAUCCAAGAGCACAAGAAGAGCAGUACUGCCGAUCAAACUGAGCUGAAAGCACUGCGUGUCAAACUUCGCAUGUCCGAACAUGAGCGCAUACAGCUUGUUAGCAAGCAGGAGGAGAGCAACGAAGCGAAGAAAGCACUGCAAAGUCUCGAGGCAAGGAAGAAAGACGAAGUUCAGGAACGUGAGAGAAAGAUCGCGGAAUUGGAAAAGGCUGUAUCUGCAGAGAGGAAGAAAAAAGAUGUGCUGGAAAGCUACGUUCAUGAGGUGAGAGGAAAGGCGGAUGAAGAGGCACGCAAAUCACGCGACAUGAUGAUGACAAUACAAGCAAAACUUGACACAGCUAAUAAGGACUCCCAAGAUGCGCGCCAAGCGCUUACAUCUCUGCGAGGGCGAGCCGAAAACCAAGAGAACGAUUUUUCUGCCCGACUAGACCAAUGCCGUUCUGUCCUUUCUCGCGUUGCGGAGGAGUAUGGUCGCUUGGCUACAACAAGCAUCGCUGCAUCCAGCCAUGCCACACUGGUGAAGGACCAUAUGGCACUUCAAUUACGUGCAUUCCGGUUGGAACGAAAAUUGGCAAACUCAGAAGGCCAAGUUGCUGAACUCGCCAACCUUGUCCGCCACACUCAGGAAGAAAACAUGUUCUUGUGUCAAGAACUGCGCGACACUCAGGAAGAAGCGGCUUUCCACUUGCAGACAUUGCAGGAAACCCGAGCUGCCCUCGAUAGCUACUCCCACCGCACUGAGCUUCAUGAGCUCCUCUGUCUGGAGGGAGACAUCCACCAGAACGAAAGAGACACAUCUAGAGAAACCAUGACGGUCCAGAAAAGUGCUCUGGCGUGCACUGGGACUAUAUCCGACUUCUAUCGCUCUCACAAUGACGAGUUACUUUCAGAGUGUACCCGCCUCCAUGGCAUUCUCGAGAAGCAGCACGAAAUUGACCGUGCACUCAUCGACCAACUUGGACGUAACUCAGCCGAAGUGGAUGUUCUACGGUCCGAGCUCACAAAAGCACAGGUUGAAAUCACCACUGGACAGCGCGCUCUGGCUGACGCCCAAGCUUCUUUAACGGAAAGUCAUGCAGAACAACAUACGUUGCACGGUCGAGUGGAAGAAUUCGAGAAUAAUAUACGAGACAUGGCAACGAGUCACAAACAAGCUUUACAGAGGGAGCGUGACACUUCUCAAAAGUUGUCUGUUGCACUCCAUAUCAGCAAGACAGCCGAGGAUGCCCUCAAAGCUGAUAUCGAGCAGUUGCAUGCAGAGUUGGCAGAUUUGACACGCUUCCAGGAAGCAUACUAUAACUUGGUGGACGAGACUGAAGCAUUAGUGGCGCGAAAUAACCUUGCAGAGGAAGAGGCUGAAAAUCUUAGCAAGUUUAAUGCUGAGAUUCUUGGCCAUAAAAACCCUGUUCAGAGGAUUUUAUACGUCGACAGGAUUCGUCGAGAGCUAUCCGAGGUCAAGCAGAAACUACUUGUGUGUACCCGCGACAGGGACGCCAUAUCUGCAGCGAAUGAAGAUUUACUGCACGAAAUCAUGAUGUACAAGUCUGUUGCGGUUCCAGGAGAUAGCAAGCCUCGGACGAAUUUAACCCGUGUGACGCGACCUCCCCUCACGAGCCAGAGCAUGAAUAUCGUGGCAGCAACUUCCGCCCCGCCUUGCGCUGCGUCAGAUGCAUUGAUUAAAGCAACCGUUCUGGAACACAUACCAGGGGAUAUGACUUUGGAUGAACUAAUAUAAGGGUACUGUUUGCACCAUGUAAUUUAUCUACGAUAUGUAUGUAAGACUGAUAAAUGCUCGUCUCGAACCCACCAAGUAUUCAUCCGAGUCGUCCCAUGUGACAACAACUCCCACGGUAGACUCAAGGUACACUUAUUCACAAUUGCCAACAUAUCAUGUGGAGUAUGUAGUACAGUAAGGCAUGCAGUGUCAAACUCGAAUUAACUAUCUACAUCAGUCUCUACGCCAUCUU
Messenger RNA from Suillus bovinus, 2745 nucleotides. RefSeq lists its product as uncharacterized. NCBI's taxonomy places the organism in Eukaryota, Fungi, Basidiomycota, Agaricomycetes, Boletales, Suillaceae. Bases 375 to 2513 code for a protein of 712 amino acids. The record is from RefSeq and is a predicted model, not a curated record. The transcript has 6 exons.